Molecule: messenger RNA, 273 nt
Organism: Enterospora canceri
Lineage: Eukaryota; Fungi; Microsporidia; Enterocytozoonidae
Source: the annotation of a GenBank genome assembly
AUGCGAAAGUGCACCAAAAAAUCGAAGCAGAAUCGAAACACGAGGAAGCUGGUCAAACUCACCCGAUUCAUCAGCAGGCCGCUUGAUCAGAUUAAGACAGAGAGAGUUGAAGCAUCUGGAGAAUACGUGUGUGAGAAAUGCGACAGAAUAUUCAAAGAUGAGCACACUUUAACUGUUCACUUAAAGACUAGAGCACAUAAAAGAAGAGAAAAAGAGUGGAAUGAGGAAUAUCACACCAGAAAAGACGCAGAAAUGGCAGCAGGCUUGUUUUAA